Closterium sp. Naga37s-1 is the source of this 5184-nucleotide messenger RNA. NCBI's taxonomy places the organism in Eukaryota, Viridiplantae, Streptophyta, Zygnematophyceae, Desmidiales, Closteriaceae. The record is from the annotation of a GenBank genome assembly.
AUGGGAGUGAGGUGCUUCACGUGGAAGGUGAUGGUGUUCAAAGAUGGGAAGAAAGGCCAGCACCACCCCUCGCAGCAUCACUCACAGAGACAUGCGCAUCAAAAUGCAGAUCGUAGACACAGUCACACUCAUUCCCGCUCACACUCCCUGUCCCCGUUCCGGCGCCACGGUCACUCCGAUGGUCGCACGGAACAAGAGGAAGCAGCAGUGGCUGCGGAAACAGCAGCAGCUGGGGCAGCAGCAGCGGGCGGAAGAGUCAAGAACGGCAUGAAUGGUGCUGACGGCAUGGGUGUUGAAGGGGUAGAUCGGAGGAGAGCGAGCGCAGCCGUUGCAGCAGCGACAGGAGCAGCUGUUGCUGCGACCGCAGCAGCAGGAGCAGCAGCAGCAGCAGCAGGCGAUGAGGAUGGAGGCAGUGAGGACGAGACGUCAGAGAACAGCAACGGCUCGUGGAUACGGCUCAUCCAGCACACCCACCAGCAGCACCAGCAUGGGAGUAAGCCCACGCUCGAUUCCCUGAAUGGCCACACGGAAGGCACUUCCGCGUUUGUCUCGUCUGAUCAGGUGCAGCAGGCACAGCAGCAGCAGCAGGCACAGCAGCAGCAGCAGCAGCAGCAGCAGCAAGAGCAGCAGCGGCAGCAGGAGGAGCAGCGGAGACCCCCUGGUGACAUGGCAGGGCGUGCAGAGGGGAAGGAUCGGAGACACGUGGACGAACGAGUGUCGCUGCAGGUCUGUGGUGCUGCUGCAGAGACUGCAGAGGCGGCAGAAGCUGAUGGCGGAUGCAGAGAGGAGGGGCGAGGACAGGAGAGGAGCGAGGAGGGCGGGAGAGGAGGUGAGGGAGGCGAGGGAGACGCGGAGAGCAGGCGGCGGGAGAGGGAGCAGGGGAGGGAUUCGGAGGGGGGGCAAUGGAGAGGAGAGGGUGGGGCGGGGGUGAGUGGCGUGACGGAGGGCAGUGGCUUGGGGCGAGCGCGCUCGUGCUCGCCUAUGGGACGCGGGCAUGUGGUGGUGAGAGAAAUGGCCGGGACUGGGGAGAUUGAUGAGCGCAAGAGCCCUGCGCGGGCGAGGGAGGUUGACGAGUGGGUGGCCAGCUGCCUGCAGGCCGCCCUGGACCCUCUCUCUGCUUCUCACCCUGCAGCUGACUCUGCGGGAACGGCCGAGGGGGUAGUAUCAGCAGCUGCUGCUGCAGCAGCAGCAAGGGGUGGGAGUAGAGCGGGUGCGCGUGCUGCGUUGCACCUACCUGGUGUACCGGGUACUGGCAGUGACAGGGACCGACAUGGCGUUGGGGAUGGGGAUGGAUGUGGCGAUGGAGGCAGCAACAACAGUGAUGAUUUCAACGACCCGGACGAGUUCUUCUCUGUGGCGGGUCCGUGCUCGCCCCCUCCCCCCUUUGCUUCCUCUCCCCCUUGCUCCCCCCCCUUCGUGCUAACUCUCCCCCGUGCUCUCCCCCGUGCUCCCUCUCCCCAUUGCUCCCUCUCCCACUUGCUCCACCCCUCUUUCACCCCGUUUAUGUGCUCCCUCUCGCGCUUCACGCUCCAAGUCCCUCUCUCGCAGCAACUCCAUGCGCUCCUUUUCCCAGUCCUCCCCUCGCUCCAUUCCCCCCCCUCGCUCUCCUCGCUCCCAGAUGUCAUGCCACCAUCUGACUCCCCGGCAGCACCCAACGCCCCUCAAUUAGCUGCCACCGCACAUCCCCCCUCCCCCGCCGCCCACUCCCCUCUCCCCCGCCCCACCACCCCGCGCUCGCUGCCGUACCGCACGCGCAGCACCGACUUUGGCUCGGCCAAGCAGCGAGUCUCCAACCUGCAACUCCUCUCCUCCUCCCUCCUCUCGCCCUCCCCUGCCGACGCCGCUGCUCCGUCCCCUGCUGCCUCCCUCGGGGGUAGCAGUUUCGGUGGUGGUGGUGCCAUGGCGGGCACAGAUGCUGAAGCUCCCUCCACAGUGGACCGUGGUCGGUCUAGUGGCAGCAUGAGGCUCCCUUCACUUGACGCUUCUGCAGCUGCUGGUGCAGCUGCUGGCAGUGGGGGCAUGGGAAUGGACCGGCCGGGUGCAGCAGGGGCAGGGGGUGGAGGGUCUCUCUUGGAGCGCACGUCAGGAGCAUCUGGUAGCGGUGGCGCGCUGCUGUCUAGACUCUUCCGCACCUCGUCUGCUCUCAACCCCAGCGAGUCCGUGAAGCGUUUGCUGAUGUGGCCACGGGCGGGCUCGCAGCUGUUUCGCUGCUCGCCCUCCGCCCGUGCUGCCACCAACUGCUGGUCGCCUGCUGACCCCUCCUUGCUGCUCGUGCGAGGUCCCAGCUAUGCCAGUGAUGGAGCCAAGGUCGCCCCUGCUGCCCCCCCUCUCUACGAGCCCUGGGCGGCAGACGUCUUUCACACGUCCAGGAAGAUCCGCCACAUUGCCGCCCACGUGGACCUCCCAGCCGCUCUCGUGCCGCCACCUGGCAGCGAGCCGGCAGCGCAGAGUAGCAACGGGCUGCCACCCGUGCUAAUCGUCAACAUCCAGGUCAGCACUCAUGCGUGUCGAGAGGGAAAGGGCAGAAACUGUGGUUCCUUACUCCUUCUUACUGGCUUCUCGUCCGUCUGUCCGGCCCCUCUGUCCCCUCUUCUGCCAACCCCUCGGCCUCCCCUGCCCACCCUCCAGCUGCCCCUGCAGCCACCCCCGCCGCUGCUCUCGCUGCAGCAGCGGGCGUGGGAUGGGCCGGGCCUGAGUGUGGUGCUCUAUUGUCGCCUGGGGGCACACUGGCGCAACCAGGCAAGCGCUCCUGCACAGAUGGCGGUACGUGGGCCUGUGGUUACAGGGGUGUGCAGCAUGGGGGCAUGGACACAUGUGGGACGGGCCAGGCCUGAGUGUGGUGCUGUACUGCCUGCUGGGGGCGCACUGGCUCUCAGGCAAGCGCUCCUGCACAGAUGGGGGUACCCUCCGUACCCACUCCCCUUCUCCUCACCAACUCUCAUCUCCUGCUGCCCGUCCGUUACCCCCUGUGCUGCUGCCCGUCCAUUCACCCCUGUGCUGCCUGCAUAUCUGCAGCCAGUGUUGCGUACAUGGGGUCCAAGGCACGGCCAAGGGAGGCAAGGAGGAGCGCCAGUGGAGGGAGAAGGCGAGGGGGGAGGGAAGAGGGCGGAGAAAGGUUCCCCUCACGUGCCUCGUGCAGCGACUGAGGAGGCGGUGAAGCGCGCAGAGCAGCCGCACGGGGCAGCAGGCACGGCAGCCGUGGAUGGGGUGGCUGCCGUGGAUGGGGUGGCUGCAUGUGAUGCUGCAGCAGGGCGAGAGGCGGAGCGUUCGGUCGCACAUGCUGAGGGCACCAGUGGCGGCAGCAGCGGCAGCAAGACACGGCGCAGCAACAGUGGCAGGCGUAGGGGCAGCUGGUCCAGCUACUCAUCUGCUGAUGAUACCACCAUGGGAGGGGAGGUGGCUGUGCAGGGGCACGGGGGGAAGGAGCAUGGGGGAAAGGAGCAUGUUAGGAGGGAGCACGGGGGGAAGUCGGAACGGUGGUCAAGGUCCGGGGGAGAUGAUGGGGAAAGGGAAGGCGGAGUGGAGAAGGUGGUUUGGGACCGGCCGAAGCUGAUGGUGAGGCUGGUGAACGAGGGGGAGGUGGCACUGAGUGCGGCGGGCAAGAAGCUGGUGGAGGGGUGCUCGGGAAAGGCUGGACUCACUCGCCCUUACCACACUGUUCUGCAGGUGAGAAGCGUGCUACCGUACUGUGUGCAUCAUAUCUCAUACAACCCUCCUCUCCCCUCCUUUCCCCCUCUCGCCCUGUCGUCCGCCCCGCCUUACCUGGGGCUGGGCCUUCCUGUCCCUCCUAUCACAUCCAUCCUCCUUCCCCUUCCUCCCUGCUACUCUCCCCACUUCUUCCCCAUUUCUCCCCCUUUUCCCCCAGUCGUCCACACAGCCAUACCUGGAGCUGGACAUAGAGGCACAUGCUUUCCCCCUUUCUCUAUCAUAUCAACUCCCCCGUCCCCCUCUCGCCCCCCUUCUCCCCCCUUCCCUCAGUCAUCCGCCCAGCCCUACAUGGAGCUGGACAUAGACGCGCAUGCCUUCCCCCCCGCCCAUCAAAAGGCGCUGCUCUCCCUGCGCCCCCACCUGCCAGAUGCCAUCCUCGACAUUGCACUCGUGCUGCAGGCGCAGCAGGUGGGCGAGCGGGUGGGCGGCGCGAGGGCGCCACGUGGCGAAAACGUGGCGGGCGACUUUUACGUGGACCACACGUGCAUCAACUGCGACGUGUGCCGCUGGAUGGCGCCCGAAGUGUUCGCCAAGGUCGGGUCGCAGUCCGCCGUGUUCGCACAGCCCGGCGACGAGGCGACCACCGUCAAGGCGCUGCAGGCGCUGCUGUCGUGCCCGACGGCCUCCAUCCACUCGCGCGACUCGCUAUCGCUCGUGCCGCGGGCGCGCGACGCGUUCCCGCUGCCCAUCGACGCGGCGGCGCUGCCCGGCGUGUUCCACUGCGGCUACCACUCGCGCAAGUCCUUCGGCGCCGCGUCCUACUUCAUCCAGCGCGCGGCGGGGAACGUGAUGGUGGACUGCCCGCGCUACUCGGAGCACCUGGCGGAGACACUCGCGCGCAUGGGCGGCGUGCGCUACAUCGUGCUCUCGCACCGCGACGACGUGGCGGACCACGCGCGGUGGGCGGCGCGGUUCAAGGCGGAGCGUGUCCUGCACGCGCUGGAGGUGCAGCCCGACACGACAGACGUCGAAAUGCUAUUGGACGGCACGGGGCCGUGGUGCCUGGGGUCGGACCUGAAAAUUAUCUUUACUCCCGGUCACACCGAGGGCUCCGUGAGUGUGCUGUAUAAGGCGCACGGAGGGGCGCUCUUCUCAGGGGAUCAUCUGGCAUACGCUCCAAAUACGGAAAGCCUUUCCAUAAUGAGACGAGUCAACUGUAUUAGUGCCGGUGCAGAUUCAGAGCACCAAGAAGCUGGUGGGGCUGCCCUUCCGCUGGCUGCUGCCAGGCCACGGGCGGCGGUUUCACUUUGCGAGCGAGGAGCAGAGGGACGCGAUGCUGCAGCAGGUGGUGGCGGGGGAGGAGGCGCUGCUGCUGCGGGGCCUGAGCAGCAGAGGGACGCGAUGCAGCAGCACGUGGUGGCAGGCGAGGAGGCGCUGCUGCGGCGGGGCCACAAGGGAGUGGGCCAGCGAGGGGCAGAGGGAUGCGAUGCUGCAGCAGGUGGUGGCGGGGGAGAGGUGCAUGGGUGCAAGUAUUAG